Necator americanus (New World hookworm) is the source of this 516-nucleotide messenger RNA. RefSeq lists its product as uncharacterized. The transcript is spliced from 5 exons. The coding region runs from base 1 to 516 and encodes 171 amino acids. The record is from RefSeq and is a predicted model, not a curated record. Lineage: Eukaryota; Metazoa; Nematoda; Chromadorea; Rhabditida; Ancylostomatidae.
AUGACCAACAUAGUUAACAUCUCUACGGCUCCAACACAUUUUAUACUUCUUUCUCUUUCAGUUAGAACUGUUUGUGAGGAUCAGAAGCUUAGUGCAAGGAAUGGAGGUGCAAGUUAUAAUCUCUAUAAGUUGAGAUCGGAAAGUCGGAAAGCUGAAUAUCGUGUUACGUCACAUGGCAGCGUUUCAACAAGCGAGGUCAUUCCUGAUGGUGUUCUUUUAGAGUGCAAAGUUUGCCCGCAGUCGAGGAACAAAAACCUUAUACAGACCACGUGCGCGCUGUGGUUCUGCGAUACAGGCUAUGUUCGAACAAGAAAACAUAAGAACUAUCAAUUUACACGGAUUCUCAACCUCUCAACUGACGCUUGCACUCCAGUGGUUUGGACAUGUGACAGAGAUUGGCUCCCGACUCAUCUGUUUCAAAUGAAGAAAGCUGUGAUUAACACCAUGUUCUGCACUCCAAAAACCGUUUGCAGUGGACCCGAGGAGAGAAGGGAAUCGUUAACUUCACUUAGAUAG